Messenger RNA from Thunnus maccoyii (southern bluefin tuna), 2770 nucleotides. It is a transcript of the gene muc13b, whose product is annotated as mucin 13b, cell surface associated. Gene Ontology annotation, biological process: cell-cell junction assembly. The transcript has 12 exons. The record is from RefSeq and is a predicted model, not a curated record. The coding region runs from base 1 to 1902 and encodes 633 amino acids. NCBI's taxonomy places the organism in Eukaryota, Metazoa, Chordata, Actinopteri, Scombriformes, Scombridae.
AUGUUCCUUAAUGCUGGGCAAACAGCGAAUCCAGGCAACACAGACAUUACUCAGGAACCUGCUACAACAGCAACAGCAGGUCCAGUUAUCACAGCCACUACUCAGAAACCUACUGCGACAACAACAGCAAGUCCAGAUAUCACAGCCACUACACAGAAACCUACUGCGAUAACAACAGCAAGUCCAGAUCUCACAGCCACUACACAGAAACCUACUGCGAUAACAACAGCAAGUCCAGAUAUCACAGCCACUACACAGAAACCUACUGCGAUAACAACAGCAAGUCCAGAUAUCACAGCCACUACACAGAAACCUACUGCGACAACAACAGCAAGUCCAGAUAUCACAGCCACUACACAGAAACCUGCUGCGACAACAACAGCAAGUCCAGAUAUCACAGCCACUACUCAGAAACCUACUGCGACAACAACAGCAAGUCCAGAUAUCACAGCCACUACACAGAAACCUACUGCGACAACAACAGCAAGUCCAGAUAUCACAGCCACUACUCAGAAACCUGCUACAAUAACAGGUUCAGGUGGUGUGUCCACAACAACAUCAGUUCCUGCUACAAAGCCUCUAGGUCCUUGUGAUUCAAACCCAUGUGGCAGUGGGAGCACCUGUGAGCCUCGUGGACCUCAGGACUUUGUAUGCUUGUGUUUGGCUGGUGAUUACUACAAUAACAAAAGCAAAAUUUGUGAGAGUGCCAAAGUAUUCCCUGGACAACUAACCCUGGACAUGACCUAUAAUGAAAACAUGGCUGAGAAAACAUCUACAGAAUUUAAAAAUGCCUCGAAAGAAAUCAUUGAUGCGCUGAAUGCUGCUUACAGUGGGUCUGAUGGUUACACUGAAUCUACAGUGCUGGAACUGCGACCCAGUAAAAACAGCAGGGUUUGGUCAAGAUCAGAGGAAAAGGUCAAUGCAUCUGUUGAGAUCAUCUUCCGAACAGAUUCUAAAAUCAAUUCAUCUGAAGUUACCAAGCAGAUAGAGACUGCCAGCAACUGUGACAAGUGUGUCCUGGGAAAUGCGAAUUUUAAAGAGAUACCUCUGUGUGAUAAGAAACCCUGUGAUGUGGAAACUACAGAAUGUUUAUCAGAAAAUGGACUUUAUAACUGUACCUGUAAUGAUAACUACAUUAAGACACCCUUCAGUGACAGAAUGUGCUUGGUAUGUCCCAGUGGUCAGAAAGCAAGUGGAUCCGAAUGUGUCCAUUGUCCAUUUGGUUAUUCGGGUUUGAACUGCAAUGAAUCAUGGCAGCUGGCGCUGGUAAUAGUCGGCUCCGUGCUUGGGGGACUGCUGCUCAUCACGCUCAUCCUUCUGCCUGUAGUGGCCUGCAAAUCCUCAAAGAAGAGCUCCGAGAAGAACAAAGUUGUAAACAUUGGGGAUCCCUAUGUCAGCCACUCUUCUGCCAAGGCACCCCUGGUUAACAGCAGCUUAGCCAUUAGCCGAGCACCCUCGGUUAAUAACGGCUCAGCCAAUGGCCUGGGAAGCUUUGCAAAUGCUGGGGCACCUAGGAUCCCACGGGCCACAACCACCAGCAGCUGGGACCGCAGGUCCGACCUGGAGAUGACUCCAAGCAACAGCCGGCAAAACCUGAUCUCUGCGGGGAGGAACAUGCAUGUCUACGAGGAUGCGGAUGACAUGAACAGCAACCCAUACGUUCAGGCUCGACCCUCGAGCAGUCUCUAUGUUCAGGCUCGACCCUCGAACAGUCUCUAUGCUCAGGAUCGACCCUCGAGCAAUCUCUAUGCUCAGGAUCGACCUCAGAGCAAUCCAUAUGCUCAGACCCGACCCCAGAACAACCCAUACGCUCAGAAUCGACCACAGACCAACCCGUAUGCUUCGAGCCAAGGCCAGACCAACCCUUACUACAUGCACGAUGAUGGAAGACGGUUCAAUUAAUGUGGAACCGCAAAGGUUUAUCCUACAGUGACAUUUACCCUGAUCAAAUAUUUCAUGAGGUGCACCACUGACUUGAAGUUUUGUCAGAAACACCUCAGAAUUCAGUUUUCUUACUUUCUUUUUUUUUCAAAAAACUACACAACAUUAAUGUCCCAUUAUGAUAAGAGAAGUAUAAACAGAAGCACUAUGGGAGCUCAGGUUUUGUGCAAUCGCCCAAGAAAUGUGCAGUAAUGAAUAUUACUGUACUGUAGGGCUGUUAGUCCUUUCAACCCAUUGAUCCAUAUAUUGUGAACUCCAUUCUGACCAAUUAUAAGCUUAAGCAUAAAUCAUUCCUGUCUUUCCUUGACUACUUUAUGUGAAAGUUUGGGAUAUGACAAACACUGUGGGUCCUUUCAAAGGUUUUGUCUCACCCCAUUUCAAUGUUUUCAUUGUCAGUCAGUUAAAAUAGUAUUUACUCAAGAAUGUCUGAUUGUUUAAUGGCACUGAGUCAGGUAUUGAUCCUCUACGAUCCGGCUAAAGGCCAGAAAUGAGGAGCUUGCCCGUCUAAUGUCUUGCUUGUCUAUGAAUUUGCAAAAUUUACAUUUUUUUAGGUUUAUGAUGAGUCACAAUUUUAUUCAGUUGUUUGUAAAUGAGACGAGUUUCUUUUGUUCUAAUAAAACUUAAUGGAUUAUUCCUCCAAAUCAGGGCAUGUUGAUUCCCUCUAUAUAUGUCAGUGUAAUUUGUGUUAAAUGUUUCUACAUUGAAAUGGUUUAAUGUUCUUUUUUGUAUAACUUAAGAGUAUAUUUUGUUUAUUUCUAACCACUUUUGUGACUGAUUGAUACCAAGCUGUGUUCUUCAUAAAUAAAAUAAAAUUACAUCUUUAACUAUU